Messenger RNA from Nannospalax galili (Upper Galilee mountains blind mole rat), 3532 nucleotides. It is a transcript of the gene Lrif1, whose product is annotated as ligand dependent nuclear receptor interacting factor 1. Gene Ontology annotation, molecular function: nuclear retinoic acid receptor binding. Gene Ontology annotation, biological process: regulation of DNA-templated transcription. The transcript is spliced from 4 exons. Lineage: Eukaryota; Metazoa; Chordata; Mammalia; Rodentia; Spalacidae. The record is from RefSeq and is a predicted model, not a curated record. The coding region runs from base 274 to 2787 and encodes 837 amino acids.
GAUCCGGAAGAAGAGACCGCGAACUUCGCCAGGGAUUGGGCUACGUCACAGAGGCGGGGCCUCGGCGAGCCACUCACCGUAGUAAAGGGACAUGACGACACGGAAGUGGCCCGGCUGAGCCUGUCAUUCGCUCGCCAGUGGUGGGGCAGGAGCGGUUGGCGGCGCAAUGGCCAGGCUGUCCCCAACCGCGGAGGACGGAGCCACUAACGCCACGCCCCCCGCGCCAACUUCCCUUGGUUUGACACGUAGCUCUUGGGGCGGAGACUUGUCUAAAUGUCCUGGAGCCUGAGGCGGGGAGGGUGCGGUCGCCGCUUGCUGUCUUCCGGUUUUCAGGGCGACUUCCCUCCGAAGCCGGGAGAGACGCCCUCCCGAGCUCGAGCCGUGCUCCACGGUCUGUUAGCGUCAAAUCCCCCCUCCCCCCGUGGCUGCCACAGCCCCACAGUCCUCGCUGUGUUCUCGCCCCCUUGGGAAGGCCAUCCCCACACUGCCCACUGCCCUGCCCCCGUCCACUCCUCUAAAAUGUCCAAUAAUCUACAGAAAGUCUUCCUGAGACCCGCAGAGGAGAAAUUAGGCCCCGGCGCGCAGUGUGUUUCAGGCUGCAUGUACCAAGUAGUUCAGACGAUUGGCUCGGAUGGAAAAAAUCUUCUGCAGUUACUUCCAAUUGCCAAUUCUUCUGGAAAUUUUGUCCCGAUAGUUCAAUCUCCAGUCAUAUCUGAUGCUUUGAAAGGGAAUACAGGAAAACCAGUUCAAGUUGCUUUUCAAACUCAGAUUUCCAGCUCUUCCACAAGCACAUCAGUUCAAUUGCCCAUUUUCCAGCCAGCCAGUUCUUCAAAAUAUUUUCUUACAAGAACAGUAGAUAAUUCAGAAAAAGGUAGAGGUACUUCUAUGGGAAGUGAAAAGUUUGCAUCAUCAGUUUCGAAAGUUAAGAGUCAUAGUGCAAAAAUUGAUGGACUCACCAUGCAAACAUUUGCUGUUCCUCCCUCAACACAAAAUGAUUCAUCUUUUAUUGUAGUCAAUCCCCCAAGUGUUCCAAUGACUAUGAAGUCUCCAGUUUUGCCUUCUGGGCACCAUUUACAGAUACCAGCCCAUGCUGAAGUGAAAUCUGUACCUGCAACAUCCUUGCCUCCUUCAGUUCAGCAAAAGAUACUUGCAACUACAACCACAAGUACCUCAGGAACAGUUGAGUCCUCCCAAAUACCGACAGUUAUUUACGUAUCUCCUGUAAAUACAGUGAAAAACGUAGUUACCAAGACCUUUCAGAAUAUUUACCCAAAACCUGUUAAAGAAGUAGUAAAACCAGUGAUAAUAAAUACCACACAAAUUUCAACGAACGUUGCUUCAGAGACACAAUUAAAACGUGGUCAGCAUUCUCAAGCUGCUCCAGUGAAAUGGAUUUUUCAAGAGAAUCUACAGCCUUGUGUUCCAUCUCUUGUUCCUGUUAAGUCUUCAAAUAAUGUGGCUUCAAAGAUUUUAAAAACUUUUGUAGAUAGAAAAAAUUUGGGAGCUAAUGCUAUAAAUAUGCCAUUGAGUACUGUCAGUGCUAGCAGGGCACAGUCCACAAGUGUGCCUAUUAAAGAUAAUGCUUUAGUAAUGUUUAAUGGGAAAGUCUAUCUGUUGGCUAAAAAGGGAACAGAUGUUCUACCAUCACAAAUUGACCAACAAAAUUCUGUUUCUCUUGAUACUCCACUAAGAAAAGAUUCACCACAGAUAGUAAGUUCAAGUCCAGUCACAGAGAUAUCCAGAGAGGUGGUAAAUAUUGUUUUGGCUAAAAGUAAAUCUUUCCAGAUGGAGACAAAAUCACUUUCAAAUUCCCAGCUUGCUUCCAUGGCCAGUCUAAGGGCAGAGAAGAAUAAGAGAGUCGAGAAACCAUCUCUUUCUGCCACAAACCCACAUACUAUGAACCAAUCCACUAACUACCUUAAACAGAGUAAGACUUUAUUUACAAAGCCAAUCUUUCCAGAUGGAUUUAGUACAGGACAGCAUGCCCCCAGAAAAGGAAAUGUCAUCCAGAGCGUAGAGAAAAUAUGUUCCUCUGUUGAUGCAACAACUGUUACUUCACAACAGUGUGUUUUCAGAGACCAAGAAUCUAAGACCCAGAAUGAGAUGGCCUCAACAUUAAAGAAAGGUACUCAAGAAAGAAAUGACAAAAAAUAUUCUCAAGGAAGCAGUACUAAGACAUCAUAUCUGAGGAACGAUGCUGAAUUUAAAAAGAUAUUUGGUCUCACUAAAGAUUUGAGAGUGUGCCUUACUCGAAUUCCUGUCCAUUUGGGCUCUGGAAAAGAUUUUAGCAGUUUGGCAAAGAACAGAACUUACAAAGAAACGGAGUUUGUGGUAAAAGAACAAAAGCAGAUUUUUGCUAACAAAAGAAAAGCAAAAGCUGAUAAGAAGAUGAAUUACACAAAAAGGAGAAAAUCUGAGAGUGCUGUUGACAUGGUCAUAACUGGAAUUAAUGUUACCAGUUCCCAACUCCUUAAUAGUGUUUUCCCAGCAUCAGACAUCUCACAGCAUAACAUUGUCACAAGCCACAGCAAAGCCAUAGAAGAAAAGAGAACUGAGGUAGAGCACUGUUCUCGUGAAAAGCAGGAGAAAGUCACAUUGAGUUCAAAUACAUCUUUUGAACAAAGUAAUUCUUUUAAUAAAAACUAUACUGAAGAUAUUUUCCCAGUGCCACCACCAGAAUUAGAAGAAACCAUCAGAGAUGAAAAAAUAAGAAGACUUAAGCAGGUUCUAAGAGAGAAAGAAGCAGCUCUUGAAGAAAUGCGUAAGAAGAUGCACCAAAAACAAUAAAAUUCUUGUACUUAAAGACUUCAGUGAAAUAGCUGUUUUAUAAAUAGGCUUUUGUAUUAAUGCUGUGGUUCCCUCUCACCUGUCAGGGGAUAGAUUCAAAAUGCCCCCAGUGGAUGUUUGAAACUGGAGAUAUUACCAAGUCUUGUAAACAACCAUUGUACUUCAUGACAUUUGUUCUGAUAACCCCAGGCAUCUACUUAGAUGAAUAACGGGCAAAUAGUAUAUACCGAAUGAAGGGAUAACUGAUGUCCUGAGCAGGACAGUUUGAGAUUUUGUUGUACUGCUCAGAAUGACAUAUAAUUCAAUACUAAUUCUUCCUUUCUGGAGUUUCUCAAUACUUUAGACAGCAAUUUAUCAUGGGUAACUGAAGCCACAGAAAACAAGCUACACAUCACAAGAAACUACUAUAAAUUAUAGAGGCACUUUGAAAGUGUCUUUGUAUAUGAAACUUGUUUUUUCAUACGUUGAUUAAAAUUUUUUGUUUAAGGAACACAGAAGAGGUUUACUCAUGACAUGAAUAAUCGACAUAGAGAGUCUUAGUCUUAGAUACUCUUUUGGAAGGAAAUAUUUUAUAUUUUUCUAUGAGCUGAAAUACCUUGUUUGAAUAUUUUGUAUAGGGCUUCUGUUGAUGUUCUCUCUUCAAGUAAAUUGCUCAGGUCUUACUCUAACAAGAAAUACAGUGUCCUACUGAAAUUCCACUAUCCAAGAUAGGAAGUCAGCUGAAAGCUUAAACCACUGAGUUUGU